Messenger RNA from Pezoporus occidentalis (night parrot), 5494 nucleotides. RefSeq names its product regulator of G protein signaling 20 (gene RGS20). The record is from RefSeq and is a predicted model, not a curated record. The transcript has 5 exons. The coding region runs from base 1170 to 1928 and encodes 252 amino acids. Lineage: Eukaryota; Metazoa; Chordata; Aves; Psittaciformes; Psittacidae.
CCUCCUCCUCUUCCUAUUCCCCACACCGGGAAAGCCGCUCCCGCCCACGUGCCCCCAGCCGACACCGGCGUGGGAGUCUCCAACACUCCACGGGCAAAGCCCGCUGCUUCCUAUUUCUACAUGCUCCCCAGAACGCUCCCCGAAGCCAGCGACUCCAGCAAGGCGGCUCCUGAGGCCGCCCUGCUCCGCAGCCGGUGCACAAGGGGGAAGGGAGCAUCCCCGACAGCAGGGCUGCCCGACAGGCGUCCCGGGAAGGCGCAAAGCGUUCGUGCAGCUGGACAGUCUCGGUUUCACGGGAAGACCGUGUCGCUCUGCCUGGGGACAGCGGUGACCCAAGCCAGCAGCGGCCGUCCCGUUAACCCUUACCCCGCCGACGGGCGCGCUGCGCCCUUCCAGUAGACUGGGUUUGGGUCUGCCCGAGAGGCCGCGGUGGCGGGGCGUUAUCGGUGAAUAGUCCCCAAAACGUGGCAGUGUCGGUAAGGGAGCUGCAGAGACGAUCGCCCGGAGGAGCAGGGCUAGAGCCGGGCCCGACAGCCCCUGCCCGGGGCACACUUCUUCCAGGGGCUCCCGUGGCCGGGGUGCAUCUGCCCCGCUAAACCGGGAGAGCUAGACCGAGAGAGCCCUUUGGCGACGAGCUGUGCGCCCAAGGAAGGCAAGAGACGGCUGGGGGAGAGGGAGGAUGCAUCCUGCAGUUACUUAAAAUGCAAGCGUGCUCCAAUCUCGGGUUUAUAAGCACGACUCCUAUUCUUUAAGGCAUCUAUGUACAUUCAAACACGAGCACCGAGCCCCGCGGCGGCAUCGCCGCCUCUGCAAGCCCUUCCCACCACCUCCCCUGCGCGCACACACACUCACACGCUCUCACGCUGGUUUCUCCGGCAUUCCCCCCCGCCGGCGCCGGCCCCAUGGCUCCCCCCGCGCCCUCCCCACGCCGCCGGCGCCGUGCCGCCGCUGCGGCCGCUACUCCCGUUGCAAACGGCCCCUGAAGCGCAGCACUGCCCUGUGCUCGCCUCCCCGGGGACGGCCCGGCCGCAGAUCGCCCCGUCGCGCCUGGCCCGGAGGGGAGGGAGAGCGGGCUGCCGCCCUUGCUGCCCCCCGCUCCGGCCACGGCCAGCGAAGCCCAUCCGCACCCUCGGCCAGCGUCGUGAGGCGAACCCGCGAGGGCCGGGCGCAUGCGCGGGGCUGGCGAGCAGCCGUCCCCGGGCGACCAGCCCGCCGCUACCGGAGUGGAAGCGGGCGAGGAAUGCCGGCGGGGCCCCGCCGCCGACACCCCCAUGGGAUCAGAGCGGAUGGAGAUGCGCAAACGGCAGAUGUCUGCGACCCAGGAGACCCCAGGUGCUGCACAGGCUCCGCUCAGCGCAGGAAAUCGAGGGUCCAAUGCCUGCUGCUUUUGUUGGUGCUGCUGCUGCAGCUGCUCCUGUCUUACUGUUAGAAAUCAAGAUGAAGAGAGAGCAAGGAGAACAUCUCAUGAACUGCAAGCAGAGGGUAUUCCAAACUGCGAGGAAAGCCCUGCUCCUACUCUUGAAGAAGUAAAUGCCUGGGCUCAAUCAUUUGACAAGUUGAUGCUUACUCCAGCUGGCAGAAAUGCUUUUCGUGAAUUUCUACGAACAGAAUUCAGUGAGGAAAACAUGCUUUUCUGGAUGGCCUGUGAGGAACUGAAACAAGAAUCUAACAAAAGUGUCAUUGAAGAAAAAGCAAGACUAAUUUAUGAAGAUUAUAUUUCUAUCCUUUCUCCAAAAGAGGUCAGUCUGGACUCCAGAGUAAGAGAAGUUAUUAACCGAAAUAUGCUGGAACCCUCACAACAUACCUUUGAUGACGCACAGCUUCAAAUUUAUACCUUAAUGCACAGAGACUCCUACCCACGGUUUAUGAACUCUGCUAUUUAUAAGGACUUGCUUCAGUCCUUAUCUGAAAAAUCCAUUGAAGCAUAGAAUUUUUUCUUAAAUGUAUUUAUUUUAAAACAAACAGAACUCUGGGCUACAUCAAUCCACAGGGAAUUUAGAAUUAAUCAGAUAUUUACCUGAAAAUAACUCAGGCAAGUUUUACUACAGACUGAAUGAUUUAAACCCGCACAAGGCUCUGACACAAUCAGCUAACUACAAUUUCUGAUCAAAUUCAGUGUGUCUUUGCAAAAGAGAAUGAAGAGAAUUAUGAGAAAAUGUUGUUCAAAAACUGCAGUAUUUCUUUUUCUUCAAACACAGCAUGCAAUUCAGAAGCAAAACUGUUAGCAGCGUAUGUCGGAGGCACAGAUACCAACUGAGCACGAAGACUAGAUUUUAUUUAUAAGUGGAUUGUUAGAAUUUUCUGGAAAACCAAACCAGUUGCCCCACCCACACUGUGCCCAAAAUGAAAACUGUACUGUCAAUAUCUGGGUUACACGAGACAAAAGUUCCACAUAUACCUGGCUUACGUACGGUCCACUUCUCUUGGUAUAUUUAAUGCACAUAUGGUGCACUAAUGGAAAUCGGUAUGGCAAUCUCAAGUUUAUGGAAGCUAAUGGUUGAAAUCAUGCUGCCUAUAAAAAUCUUUUGCUGAAGAAUUGUUAUUUUACUAUUAGAGUUUUCUGAAUCCAUUUUUAAGUUCAUACUGUUGAAGUUUAUAAAGUUAAAUUAUUUACUUAAGAGGAAGAAGAGUCUGGGCAUUUAAAUUCCAAAACAAAGCACAAGAAUUCUCACAUAAUCUUCUCUUCCCUUGGUAGGUAGAUGUAAAAACCCUUCACUAUUUGCUCCUGAGUGGAUGGCAGUAUCAGCCAUCUUCAUUUUGUACAUAUUAAAUUGUCCCAUUAUUCACAGAUCUUGUAAGGUUUCUAUUCCAGAUACACACAUAUUUAAUCGAGAAAAAGAAGGAAGCUAGAACUAUUCUGUUCUGAUACAGCACUAUUUCAGACUGUCCAAAAGAAAAGCAACAGCUCUAUCCACUAAUAAACCAUGUUCAUUUACAGUAUCCCCAAAGCAUUACACUUUAUUUCUGACUGCAUCUCAAAAAUCAGUAAUCACAGAAAAUACUAGGAAGAAAGUAAGUUGAAUCUGCACAAUCUAUGUGUGGAUUAUGUACGUUAUUCUAUGUAUAACUAUGUAUGUUACUCUAACAACUUCUUUAUUUUAAAUUUCAAGAUUCACUACAAUUCCACUAAAUUAAAGUUUGGAGUUCACAGUGGACUUCCACUGAAUCGUGUUUUUUCCUGUACAUUUAUUUAAAUGAACCAAAUGACACAUAUAGGUAGGAAAAGAACAUAUGGGAAUCAGAAAGAAAAAAAUAAUACCCCUAGAAGGGAAGAACCAGGCAGGCACAGUUCAGUGGCAUUCACUGUAACCUUUCUAAAGCCUACUCUUUGCCUAAUUCCAGCGCUAUAAAAAGCACAAAAUGGAGACUUUCUCUGAUAAAAGACAAUGGGAAUAACAAGGCAAAAUUUAGAAUAUUAGUUUAAUUGUUUCCUCAAUGCACUCAGCAGGAGACAUGUUCUCCCCUUAAAUCAUUUGCAUUAUUAAACAAAUAAUGAUGAGAUUUUUCAUUACACAGCACCGCAGUAGAAUACUCAAUCCAUGGUAAGUUAACAAUACCUACGGAUCAGUUUCCAUCAUCUCCUUCCAAAACAAAAAAACUAUUCAACCUGUCAGCACAAAAAAGUAAACCAAAAAACUUAACCAGAAAAUCAAAGUGCUCUUAUCCUCUGAAGCACAACACUGGAUGACUGAGUUAAGAGGAAGACCUUCAAUAUACUGCUACUUAAGACACAGUCUAGUUAGCAGUCACCACCACUUAACAUACCAACACUGGUUAUCUCAGCUGAAUUUCUAGUAAACAUACCCAAAGCACUACCAACACAAUUUCAGUUUACAUAAAGUAUUAAACUGUAGGUAGUAACUUCUACAAAGCAAACUAGACAUACUGCUAACGCAGGGUUCAUGGGGAACUUGCAGUCAAAUUUAUGAAGCGGCAUGUACCAUACAAUCAGAUUGAUCUGGGUUGGAAGGGUCUCCUAGUCAUCAGAAAGAUCAUAUAGUUCCAACCUUCCUGCCAUGGGCAGAAACACCUUCCACUAGACCAGGUUCCUCAAAGCCCCAUCCAACCUGGCCUUGAAUAUUUCCAAGGUUGAGGCAGCCACAACUUCUCGGAUUCACCAUUCUCAUAGUGAAGAAUCUUUCUAAUACCUAAUCUAAAUUUACCCUCUUUCAGUUUAAAGCCACUCCCCCUUGUCCUAUCACUACAUGCCCUCGUAAGAAGCCCCUCUCCAGAUUUUUUGUAGGCUGCCUUUAGGAAGCUGGUCUAAGGUCUCCCCAGAGCCUUCUCUUCUCCUGAACAACCUCAGCUCUCUCACAGCCCAUCUUCACAGCAAAGGAACUCCAGCCCUCUGAUCAUCUUUGUGGCCUCCUCUGGACUUGGUCCAAUGGGUUCAUAUCCCUCUUGUGUUGGGGGCCCCAAGGGCUACAUGCAGUACCCCAGGUGGGGUACCAUGACAGUGGAGCAGAGAAGCAGAAUCACCUCCCUUGACCUGCUGGCCAUGCUCCUUUUGAUGCAGCCCAGCAUACGCUUGGCAUACUUGUUUUAAUCAGGGUGGGUAAAAGCACUCUAAAAUUCUUAGGUUAACAAAGUAAGUUUAACUAGGUCAAAUUCAGCUUGCUAGAAAGAUCAGACACACAUAUCAAAAGAAGUUCAAAGUGUGUCAUUUCACAAAAUGGAGGAUUUCAUUUCUUUUAAGUUAUCUCUCUUCCCUGCAAAGAUACCUCAUUAAGAGCUGGAAGACAGGCCAAACACUCAUCCUUUAUUUCACACAAUACAUUCUAUUAUUCUGCAAGAAAGAAACAGAUGAAAUGAGAGAGGAGAGAACUAUAUUGUUUUGGGCAGUUCUGUGGUUACCAUAUGAUUAUUAAAAUAAGAAAAUAUUUUCUAAGCUUAUUUUCCAUGUGCCACAACUUCUAAGCAAUUAGAAUUCUCUAGGCAAUUUUCCUUUUCUUUCUGCAAUGUGCAUCUUUCCUGAAAAAUUGUAACAAAUUUUAAUGCUAUGGUUUAAGUUUAAGUUUAUGCCCAACACCAACAGCAGAACACUGGUCCCUAGAUACCCCGAGAGAAUCUCUUGAAAAGCCCAAACAGACAACACACUCCCCUAAAUAUGUUGUGAUUCUGAGACUGCUUAAUGCUGGAUUUAAUUGAAGCAGGAAAGAAGGGGGGCAGAAAAGGAAAAAGAAAAAAGGAGGAAAACAAAACUCCACCCACACAGAAUGCAGGGUUUUAACUACAGUUCAUUACUAUAUACUUGCUCAUUAUGCACCAACUUUUCUCAGGGCAAAAGUGAGUCAGUCUGGAAAAGAAAAGAUACUAUAGAGAAGGUAUUACAUGACCAGCAGGAGAAAAUCAUACUGACACAAGAUAUUAUUUAUAAUUCAUCAAGUAAGAAAUUAUCACAAAAUCAAUUUAUCCUGGCUUGAAAAUAAGCAUGGUUGGUUUGUCUUGGCAUUUAUCUAACUGCAGGGUAUCAUUAAGCUCUAAUAACUUUCCA